AUGAACUUUGGUUAUAUUCAUCAAGUCUGUGAUGGUCAAGUUUAUACAGAAAAACUUCAAAAAACUGUUUCAGCUAAGGCAAAAUAUGUAAGAUCUUUAGGAAUUGCAAGAAAAGCUUUGGAUUUAGCACAAAAAUUAAACUGUUAUAAUGAGUUAAAUGGAAUACUUCAAACAGCUAUGGAUAAAGAGAAUAUUAAAGAUAACCAUCAAGAAAAUGGUGAACCUAAUAUUAUUUGUUCUAAUCCGGUGACUUCAAGGGUACAUGGACGUCCUCCAAAUCGGUAUCUGAGUGAAGGAGAAACUGCAAACCAAAAUAAGAAGCGAAAAGUAACUAAUUUAGAGUUAGAGCAUACGACAGAAAAUGAAGUUAAUGGUGGUGAUGAUAAAAAACAAAGAAGAUGUAAUGGUUGUAAAGGUAUAGGUCAUGAUUUGCGCAAUUGUUAA
Messenger RNA from Funneliformis geosporum, 444 nucleotides. Lineage: Eukaryota; Fungi; Glomeromycota; Glomeromycetes; Glomerales; Glomeraceae. The record is from the annotation of a GenBank genome assembly.